GCAGCAGUGAAGCGAUCUGAAGAUCGGCGUUGAGUAUUAAAGAGGGAGUGGCCUCAAAGAAGCGAGGCGAGGCGCGGCAACUCAGACCUCUCGCCAACAGCGACAAGGAGAGCAAAGGGCAGGCGCCGCCUGCAGUUGCCAGACGCUUUACGGUGACGCGACAGCAGUGCGUUGACGCGCUGAUGAGCCGCGGCCUCCACGUCUUAGGUUCCGCAAAGGCCUGUGGGAGCGACCCGGGAGGAGGGCCAAGAUGGCGAAAGCGGCAGAGUCUUCGGGGGAGCCGGGGACAACGUCGCCCAGGCCCCUGGUGAGCUUGGGUUCUGCGACGAAAGGGACUGAGGUUUGCAGGCCUUUCUGAUAUAUCCAUCUCACAAGACAUCCCUGUGGAAGGAGAAAUCACCAUUCCUAUGAGAUCUCACAUUCGGGAAUUUGACAGCUCCACGUUAAAUGAAUCUGUUCAGAAUACUAUUAUGCGUGAUCUAAAAGCUGUUGGGAAAAAAUUCAUGCAUGUUUUGUAUCCAAGAAAAAGUAACACUCUUUUGAGAGAUUGGGAUUUAUGGGGCCCUUUGAUCCUUUGUGUGACACUUGCAUUAAUGCUUCAAAGAAGCUCUGUAGAUAGUGAAAAGGAUGGAGGGCCCCAGUUUGCAGAAGUCUUUGUCAUUGUCUGGUUUGGUGCAGUUACCAUCACCCUCAACUCAAAACUUCUUGGAGGAAACAUAUCUUUUUUCCAGAGCCUCUGUGUGCUGGGUUACUGUAUACUUCCCUUGACAGUGGCAAUGCUGGUUUGUCGGUUGGUGCUUUUGGCCGAGCAAGGACCAAUAAACUUCAUGGUCCGGCUUUUUGUGGUGAUCGUGAUGUUUACAUGGUCUAUAGUAGCCUCUACAGCUUUUCUUGCCGAUAGCCAGCCUCCAAACCGCAAAGCCCUCGCCAUUUAUCCUGUUUUCUUGUUCUAUUUUGUCAUCAGUUGGAUGAUUCUCACCUUCACUCCUCAGUAAAUCAGGAAAUGGAAAUUAAAAACCAGUGAAUUGAAAGCUCGUCUGAAAGAUGCAAUUUACCAUUGAGCUUUGCCUCUGGCCCUCUUUUGUCUAAUUUUGGAGAUAUUUUGAGAUGAAAGGGGAGCCAUAAAGCACCAUCACCAUUUAUGUAAGGAACUGAUGUUUGAAAGAUUGUCCUUUUCCUCUUAAUGUCAUUUCUUGAAAAUACAUAGUAUACACAGUAUAGUGCUGCCUUAAGGCAUGAUAGGGUCACUGUGGUCCAUUUGAGUGACAACCAAUGAUUUGGAAAGCACAUGUAUACAUCCUGCAAGUUGAGUAGAAUUAGUAACUGUAUUUUCAGUUUUGAGAAUACCAGUUCAGGUGCAGCUCUUAAAUACAUUGCCUUAUGACUAUUAGAAUAUGCCUCUCUCUUCAUAAAUAAGAAUCGAUAGUCUGUAUCCAUUUCCUUUUAUUUCUCUCUUAGGCUUAAAAAGGCAAUGACAGAGGUUGGGAAGGGGGUUCAUAACUGGGUAAGAGAAAACAUGCAUCAUGCAUUAACCAGUGUUCAGAUUUUGACAGGGGAAAAUUCUACCCUUGUUGCUUUUUUAAAAAGCAAAGGACAGCUAAAGAAUUAGUCUUUAGUCUUUAGUCUUUAGUCUUUCCAUAUAGUCACCUUUCUCCCAUGCUUAACAGCACCUCAGUGACACUCUAAUUUUUAAUCUUACCCCCCUAGCUCUGAAUAUGCAAACUGUUCACAGUUACCAUAUAAUUUUCCUUUGAUUAAAGCUCUCUGUGGACCAGUGCUCGAACUUAUCCAGGUGGAAGACCUCAGAAAUUUAGAUUGAUAGGUCCUUCAUGCAUAUUAUCACGUGGGCACUUUCUUCUUAAUAGUAGGAGGUAGUUUGGAUACAGCAUAGCUCUAAACAAUUAUUCUGCGUAGUCUGGCCUCUAACUAGGAAGAAAGUAAAGCUAAAUCAGAAGCCUGCAGUUAACCAUGUGAACAUGGAGGGAUUUAGUGUUCUGAUGGCUGAUUCACAAAACAGCUAGAUGCUUAGAGCAUGACGUAGGAUGAGUUGGGUUUACAGCUGCCACCUUUUCAUAGCGGGCUUAGCAGUUUUUUCAUUAGAUGUGCUUCUCGGAUUGGGGAAUAGCAAUUUAUUUUCUUGGUUUUAGACUUUAUUUGUAAAGCUAAUUAAUUCUUCUUUAGACAAGUACUUUUUUUGCAUGUGUGCACCUGCUUGUAUUCUCAGCUAUUUAUACACAGAAGUGUGAGGGCUUUUCAGGAAGCAGAGUGUCUGGAAAGGCUGAUUUCUAAGCUAAACUGGGCUCCUUUCAGGUAAUAUGAGCUACUGCCUUCUAUAAAUUGCACAUUGAAGAACUCUUAAUAGACAAAAGAUUAGGAGUCAGGCAGACACCAUCCACUGUAUAUACAGUUACUUUUAAAGAUAGGAAUUUAUUCCACAUUUUUUCUUUAUCAUGGAAUUUAAAUGUUUAUUCAUUUUGUAUCUAAAGACUAUCUACACAUAGAUAUAUAAUUUUAAAACGUAUUUUCUCCAUUCUAUACUAGGACAAAUGUGUUCUUGGAGUGAUAUUAAAUUACAGAGCGUUACAAAGUUGGUUCCCUCUGUCCCAGCCUUGUCCAGAGUUUUUGUUUAUAUCUUUAUUUCAGCUUCCCUUCUAAAUUUUAAAAUAAAUCUUGUGAGCACAAAGCCAAUGUUUCAGUCUUGAAGUGGUAAAGAAAAUAUUUUGAAACUGGUUCUGACUGGUCCAAAAAUAUCAUCCAUUUCCAUUGUCUGAAAUUUUGUAACUUCUUACCAAAAACAUCUCUCUUCCAAAGUUAUUUCAUACUCUGUCCCAAUGGUUAUAAUGUAAAAUUAAAAAAAUAAUCCUGUUUCUCAAAAAGGAAUUAUCUGCUGGAUUUUAUUCAGGCUAAAUAUUUUGGUCAGAAAUUUUUAGGGCCACAACUGGAGUAGGGGUUGUGUGUGUGUGUGUGUGUGGGGGGGGGGUUAUACAUAUUGGGUGUUAAGGCUGCUUGUUCUAUUAACCUGUUGCUCUUUGGUGACUUGAAGAAUGGUUUUAUUUGAUUUAAAUGAAAGUGGGUAAAAUGGAGAUUAUCUUUCUUAAAAUGAAUGAUCAGUUUUGUGGCAUAAAUAAUAUUUUCUUAAUAUAUGAAAAAAAAGUGCAUUGCUUUCUGUGGCAGAAGACCUGAUUAUCUGGAAGUUGUAACCCUCAACACAGCUUUCCCUGAUUUUCUGCAAAGGCACAUGGCUAAUUAUAGAAAGAAAGACUAGAAUAGAAGGGGAUUUUAACAAAGGAAACCCUGUUCCAAGAAUUGGGAAGUUUCAUACUUUAGAUGAAACUCAAGUGUGUGAGCAUCAUUACCAAAUGUGGUGGAUCAUUGCCAAGUGUGGUGCAUCACUACUGUCGUGGCUUAUCAUUUGCUGCUCUUGCUUCUGAGAUUGAGCCUCCACUGUCAUAUUCUUUAGCAAUAGGAAGGGUAAAGACUGGAUUUAAUCGCUGUUCAGAUUAUAAAAACUCAACUGAUGCAAAUGUAUUUGUGCCAUGUAGUCGUAAAUGUCAGUCAUACAAUUAAUUUUCAAGUCUUUUGCAUCUUAAAAGGCUUAUUACAUGAAUUCAGUUGGAUCUUUUUAUUGUGAUGGGGGUUUUGUUUUGUUGGGCAAGGUGGGCUUGUCACAGAGCAUGGGACUGGUAAGCAUUUAACUGUUUACUAUAUUUGUCUUUUUAUAAAGUAUUCCCCAGAUGUGGUGAGAAGGUUAGCAAGCCUGUAUUUGAAGAUUUAAUUGUAUACUUCUUAUAAGCUAACUACUUACUGUACUUGGACUUCCUGUUUAUUCCUGGAGAUGAAAAUGAAAAUCUCCUGUCAUUUGAAAUCUUUGGGUAACAUCAAAUCAUUGAAAUUUAUCUGAAUGCUAUCAUGAUAUGAUCAGACAUCCAUUGCAUGCAGCUGUUUUAUUCCAGGUAAAAUACUGACAUUGUUAUUCUUUAUUAGACUGUUAAUUUCUGAGACAAUUUGGAUAGAAAUAAAUGUGUGAAUGUUAA
Molecule: messenger RNA, 4034 nt
Organism: Felis catus (domestic cat)
Lineage: Eukaryota; Metazoa; Chordata; Mammalia; Carnivora; Felidae
Gene: YIPF6
Product: Yip1 domain family member 6
Exons: 7
Coding region: 408-995 (195 amino acids)
Biological process (GO): endoplasmic reticulum to Golgi vesicle-mediated transport
Cellular component (GO): membrane; trans-Golgi network
Source: RefSeq, a predicted model, not a curated record